GGAACGAAUCGCUCCUCCGUAUGCGUUUACCUCCUCCUCUGCUUCAAAUCUCUCUUCUUCAUCUCUCUCUCUCUCUUCAGCUUUUAUAAUUUGCAGAACCAAUUUGUCGUCGAUCAUCCUCAAAACUCGAUUCUCUUCCCAUUUGACAGAGACCCAUUUCUCCAAUUUCACGUUUUCGUCUCUGUUUCAAGUUUCAACUCUCUCCACUGCUUUGGAUUUCGCCUCCCACUUGCCCCAUGGAGUUCUGUUCGCAGAUCCAUGGAAACUGGACCUUUCUUCCUCUGUAAUGUGUCUAUUUCUUGCUCCAGUUUUGUAGAUUUUGAGAUCUCUCCUUCUCCGGAGACUUGCAGAUCCAUGUUCUAGUGUAUCCCUAAUCGCAGCUGAACCGACGCGUUAAGAGAAUCGCCGCCCUCGAUCGAGACGAGACCGACAGUGGAAAUGAAGGGUUCGAGUCGUUUUUUCACGAUCGGGCUUGUGGCUUCCUGGUACUCGUCCAACAUUGGCGUCCUGUUGCUGAACAAGUAUCUGCUGAGCAACUACGGGUUCAAGUACCCGAUCUUCUUGACCAUGUGUCACAUGACUGCUUGUUCUUUGUUUAGCUACGUUGCAAUUGCUUGGUUGAAGAUGGUUCCGAUGCAGACGAUUCGAUCUCGGAUCCAAUUUCUGAAGAUUUCGGCGCUCAGCUUUGUGUUCUGUAUUUCCGUUGUCUUUGGCAACAUUUCUCUUAGGUAUUUGCCGGUCUCCUUCAACCAGGCGGUCGGCGCCACGACGCCAUUCUUUACGGCGGUUUUUGCUUACCUUAUGACGAUGAAGAGGGAAGCUUGGCUCACUUAUGUUACUCUCGUUCCUGUUGUUACCGGGGUCAUUAUUGCUAGUGGGGGUGAACCGAGUUUCCAUCUGUUUGGAUUUAUAAUAUGUGUUGCUGCUACUGCUGCAAGGGCUCUCAAAUCAGUACUGCAAGGAAUUUUGCUUUCAUCUGAAGGAGAGAAGCUGAAUUCCAUGAAUCUCCUUCUAUACAUGGCUCCUAUAGCUGUCGUCUUUCUGCUUCCUGCAGCACUUUUCAUGGAAGAAAACGUGGUUGGCAUCACUCUGGCUCUUGCUCGAGAUGAUAAAAAGAUCAUCUGGUAUCUGCUAUUCAACUCUUCACUCGCAUAUUUUGUAAACCUGACCAAUUUUUUGGUUACCAAACACACCAGUGCAUUGACACUCCAGGUUCUUGGAAAUGCAAAGGGUGCUGUUGCUGUGGUGAUUUCGAUUUUAAUCUUCAGAAAUCCGGUAUCAGUUACUGGAAUGCUUGGUUACGCGCUUACAGUUAUCGGAGUUAUCCUCUAUAGUGAAUCCAAGAAAAGAAGCAAAUGAGAACAAUGCAACUGAAGUGCAUUUUCCUACUUUUGUUCUUUGCACGGUGGCAGUAGUCGUCAAUACCGGAGGCAGCGGGUGUGGAUCGGCCUGUUAUAACUGCUAUUUUGACAAUGGCCUCCAAAUUCUUUUUCCCCCCUAAAAGAUUGUUAGCUUAGGCAUUGGUUUAUAUUUGUAUCAUCCUUACAAGAUCUGUCACAAAAUAGAAAUUUUAAUAAGGAAGAAUUAUGGGGUAAAGUUUUACUUCCUUAGAAAGGAUUAAUAGAAUUGUUUAUUACAUAACAGUUGCCUGUUAUUGUCACUCCUCGAUCAAUGAAGGGGGAAAACAACGUUAUCUUUUACCAUUUCGAUACAUUAUUUUGUUAAUUUCAAGUUA
This is a messenger RNA of Momordica charantia (bitter melon), 1735 nucleotides long. Its product is annotated as putative sugar phosphate/phosphate translocator At3g11320. Lineage: Eukaryota; Viridiplantae; Streptophyta; Magnoliopsida; Cucurbitales; Cucurbitaceae. The record is from RefSeq and is a predicted model, not a curated record.